Bemisia tabaci is the source of this 358-nucleotide messenger RNA. NCBI's taxonomy places the organism in Eukaryota, Metazoa, Arthropoda, Insecta, Hemiptera, Aleyrodidae. The record is from RefSeq and is a predicted model, not a curated record.
AUGACGGACGAGUGCCCGGCGCGGCAGGUGAAAUAUGGAUGUCAUCAGUUAACCGGUUGCUUCGUCUUCAUUUGCCUGAUCUUGACAGUGAGCAGCGAGCUGUGGAUGGGGGUCCUGAUCAAAAGACUGACAACGCAGCGCUACCUGCACAUCAGCGAGAACUGGACGGAGGCGGUGCACAACUCGGACCACUCGCUCAUGUCGUACGAGUUCAGGGUGACCUGCGACCCUCACUACUACGGCAACGGCUGCGCCAACCUCUGCCGACCGCGGGACGACAAGUUCGGCCACUACUCUUGCUCGCUCCAGGGGGACCGCGUCUGCCUCCCCGGCUGGAAAGGCGACUACUGCACCAAAC